UGCCACGUUUCAUUAACUAGACACGUGUCCUAUCUCCUAAUGAUAAAAAGUUUGAUGCUACAUGGAUAUUGUGGCAACAUUUUUCGAAGAAGCUCUACCGCUAGUGAGAUCGCAUAAUUUACUAAGAGGAAAUAUGCAAUCCAGAUUCGCUCUCGCCGCCGCCAAAUUCAACCGCACUCUGUUUCCGCAGCAAAGCUUACGCGGCUGCGCCACCACCUCCGGCAGAACUGCUGAUCCAGCUAUCCACGCCGUCCAGGAAGAAGAUGUGUAUCCUACGGAUGCGAUGCAAGACGAGAAGCGGCGGCGGCCGCCAAAGAACGAGCCGACGAGCAAAGACAACGAAACAUACACUCCUCCGAAGUCCCCGAUAGAGACAGCACCCAAGCUGGAGUCCAGCGGCGUGGGGCCGAUGCCCUACCCGUUCGGGCAGCAGAAGCGGCGGAGCUCGUGCGCGGGGAUCGACGGCAGCCCGUGGCCGGAGGAGGAGGAUGGAGUGGACCGGAAAACGCAGCGGGAAGAGCAGGAGAGGGACAACAAGGAGUAUUACGAGCACCACAAGGCGUCUCCGCUGUCGGAGAUCGAGGUUUGCGAUACGAGGAAGCCGGUGACUCAGGCGACGGAUGGGACGGCGCAGAGCGAGAGCGUCGGCUACGAUGGGAACUGGGGGGAGCAGCUGGACACGGCGGAGGAGGCGCUAAGGAGGGCGGCGGAGAUGUUUCGGAUGAAUGCGAUGAGAGGGGAUCCGGACUCUCCGCAUGGCAGAUUUCUCCGGCAGCCUCGCGGCGAAGAUUGGUGAUUUGGAUAGAUGUCGUUUGCCGCUUUUGUGAAAUAAAAUGCGACAAAUUGAUAAAAACAUGUAUAUUUAUAAUAGUGCUGAUUCGAUCUGGGAUGUGUGCUUUGGAUUA
Molecule: messenger RNA, 905 nt
Organism: Salvia splendens (bonfire salvia)
Lineage: Eukaryota; Viridiplantae; Streptophyta; Magnoliopsida; Lamiales; Lamiaceae
Exons: 2
Coding region: 62-796 (244 amino acids)
Source: RefSeq, a predicted model, not a curated record